CAUGAAGCUUCGUCUUUCUUCAUCGUUGCCGCGCGUCAGGCCUUUUGUCGCUUUUUCCUUCGUUUCUUCGUCGACUAACUAACUACUGGUCGCCUUGACGUUUUGUUCACUCAUUUGUGUCUCUGUUUUGACAUUAUACCCUUGCUUUUUUGAGGCUUGUCUGCAUUUCGGAGAAGCGUGUUGGCAGCGUUCCGAUUUCCAGUUGGGUAUCUUCUUGUCCGUCUUUAGAGCGGGGGUCGAGCACAUGAGUAUCGGGCAUGUUUCGCGUGGGCUUCGCCGAUGCUUUCAGUAAAGGCGCUCUGCUGCUUCUCUUGACUAUCGUUGUUGCAAGUUGCUAUAGAGAUUACUUCUUAGAUACCCGUGAUCCGUAUAAGUGUGAUGCCCUCCUCAAUCAAGGCCAGUGGCUCGAAAGCCCAGACAACAAACCGUAUACGAAGUGGCAGCCGUCGGGUUGCAUGUUCCACCAAUACUCAGCGCCAGAAAUAGCAGAAUGCAGUCAGGACGGUGACAUAACCAUUGUUGGAGACUCUACGGUUCGACAGAUCUUCUGGGCGCUGGCGAGAAAAAUAGAAGACGACGAGGGAUGGGUAGAAGAGGAAAGAAACAAGCCGGAUAACCAUGGGGACUUGGAGUACUCGAAGGGUGGGGUCCAUUUGAAGUUCAUCUGGGAUCCGUGGCUGAACUCCACGGCCAUGUUCCGUGAAUUGACUUUGCUGGAGGGCGGGGUGGUAAACGAAACAAUCGUGAACGACAAUGUUCCAUCCAAUGGGUCAUACCUGGAAACUGGACCCCGCAGACCCGUUACUAUGUUAAUAGGAGGUGGACUGUGGUACGCACGGCACAUGGAAAAUACAUCUAUCGAGGCGUAUUCACAAUCGAUUGACCGGAUCUCUUUGGCACACGACUUCUCGGACUUGCGGACGUUGCCUCAAUCUACGGAGGGCGUGGGCCCUCAAGUCUUCAUUGCACCUGUAAUCGAGCCUUUGUAUUACAUGCUAAGCCCAGCCCGCCAGAGCACCAUCACUCCGGAGAAGAUCAGUGCCAUGAACGAAUACCUAGGUCUUCUCUCGAGAGCAGGAUUGAACGUCGUCUGGAGCUACGCGAAGAUGAUGAAAGAUCAGCCGGCAGCCUACAGCAUGAGUGGACUUCACGUCAUGGAUCCAGUUGCGACCAGGAUGACUGAUGUCUUGCUUAACCUCCGGUGCAAUGGCAAAGCGACACAACAUUUGACAUACCCAGUAAAUAAGACGUGCUGUAGUAGCUACAGCUCUCCAAGAUGGCUUUACUUCAUCCCGACAUUCACUCUCCUUGCCCGCCUGGGGUCCAUUGUUUUAUCUAAGUCCCGCCAUUCUGCUCUCUCUGACUCUGGAAAGGGGUCGUUGCAAGGGGUCACGAUUGCAAUUCGAGAUCUCCUCGUUGUGCUUUUUUUUUGCGUGUUGGCCGAUAGGACGCAUACGCUCGACAAAAUUCCCGGCGUUUACUCGACGCUGGAUUAUCGGAUACUACUGGGAACUAUCACUCUUGCCUGUCUAUUCACAAUUUAUCGUGAACCAUCUUCUCCGCCGGAUUCUCAGGAACGACGUUUAUCAGAGUUCUCUGGAGGCCCGCGGACCGAGCAUCAAUUUCUACCACGGAUCCAAGGAGACGAGAUUAGGGGAUUCAUGCAGAUCUUUAUCCUUAUAUACGGCUUUCUCGGGGCCAGUGAUGUACUCGACCUGUACGAGCUAUUCCGGGUAUGUUUCGCUAUGUAUCUGUUCCUGCUUGGAUAUGGCCACACGAUGUACUUCUUGCAAAAGAGGGACUUUUCUUUUGAUCGAGUUGCAAUCGUGCUCGUCCGGAUGAAUCUACUCGCCGUCUGCCUCUCAUUCGUCAUGAGCCGCCCUUACCUGUCAUACUACUGGGCGCCACUAGUCAGCUUCUGGUUCUUUGUGGUUUAUGUUACCAUGCGUGUAGUACAUUAUCGGAACGAUUCAGUGGCGUUUCUUGUCGCCAAAAUAUUCGUCUCUGCCUUGGCCGUUACUGUAGUAGUAUAUGUGAAGGGUCCUCUACACCUAGUAUGGCUUAUGCUCAAGGUAUUCUUCCGAACGGAUUUCGUCAUAGACGACUGGAGAGGCCAUGUUGGAACCGAGACGUAUAUCGUUUUCGUUGGCAUGCUAGCCGCUGUGAUUGCUUUCCAGAUCGUGGGCAUGUUCGAGACACCGCCAGCACAGCGAAGCCUCUCGGUCGAAGUCCUCGUGGACUGCUUUGACACUUUCCGACGCCUCUUCGUCUUCUGCGCCCUUAUCAUUGGACCCCUCUUCUGGAUAACAGCCCAGUCACAUACAAAGAAGAAAGACUACGAUUGGUUCAUGCCGUUCCUCUCAUGGAUGCCGGUGGUGUCCAUUGUAAUAUUGCGGAACUCGUUGCAAUUUCUGAGGACCCGCCACUGUAGAGCGUUUGCCUGGGUAGGGCGGAUGUCACUCGAGUUGCACCUCCUUUCUCAGCAUAUAUUCCUCGCCGCAGAUGGGCACGGAACGCUUAGUCUAGGACUCGGGGGUGAGAAAUUGACGGUUUUGAUGGGCAGGUGGAAAGAGCUUGUGCUGUUGGCUCCGAUACUAGUUUGGUGUGCGUGGAAAGUGUCAAAAGGCACAAAGGUCUUGACUGCCAGCAUCACUGGACACGCUGGGGAUGAGAAAGGGAACUCGCAAGCUAGAAGUGCUGACCAUGACAAUGAACUCCCGAUACCGAGUACGCAAGGAGCCAUGAGGCAAGAUGGAAUCAGCAGUAAGCUCCGUUCGAAAAGGACGCUGAUAGUGCUGAUGUUGGCCAUUUGGGUGGCCAAAUUAUGUACAUGAACAAAACACACCUCUUCCUCACAGACCUCACAGAAUAUGUUACAUAUUAGUAAUUCGAUACAUGCAAGAUUCCAUGAUCGACCUUGUUGGGGCCUAGCGCGCG
This is a messenger RNA of Aaosphaeria arxii CBS 175.79, 2937 nucleotides long. RefSeq names its product Cas1p-domain-containing protein. Bases 258 to 2834 code for a protein of 858 amino acids. The record is from RefSeq and is a predicted model, not a curated record. The transcript is spliced from 2 exons. Lineage: Eukaryota; Fungi; Ascomycota; Dothideomycetes; Pleosporales.